This is a messenger RNA of Sinocyclocheilus rhinocerous, 778 nucleotides long. RefSeq lists its product as uncharacterized. The record is from RefSeq and is a predicted model, not a curated record. The annotation marks the transcript as partial. The transcript has 3 exons. NCBI's taxonomy places the organism in Eukaryota, Metazoa, Chordata, Actinopteri, Cypriniformes, Cyprinidae.
GCUGAGUGGUUAUAUGGUGGUGAGAGUAGUGCAGGCAUUGAGGUCUAUGAAGGUUCGAGCUCCCAUCACUGUUAAUGAGAUCACAAUUGAUCUGAAUGAGAAACAGCAGUCAGAGAGGAAUCUGUCCAGAGUCCUGAGCAGCUUGGCCAUCCUUCUGAGACUCUGGACUGUCCAGUGUUUGAACUUGAUUGGACACAAGAUUCAGUCUGUUUCUGUGUCUGUCCUACUGUGUCACCAGGGACCAGUGACUCUCAGACUGUCCAAAGUGACUCUCCAGAAGCUGGUUGAAUGUGUCUAUGAAGCUCAGGAAGAGGAACUGACUCUAUGCUUCCUGCAGAAAGUGGGCGGGGAUCUGACUUCAUGUUCCUUGAGCUGGGAAGAGCUUCAUUAUUUCCUGCAGCACAGAAUUCAGCAAAUCACUCUGAACCUAAGAUACAGCAACAUUCAGGUCAACAUUAGAGAAAUUCUGCCAUUCCUGAACCGGAUUAAGUUUAAACGGAUGAGCUCUGCCUUCAUGCUGUGUGCAAUCAGAGAGAUUUAUGAGUCCGGCUCUGCUAGGUUUGUGUCCAGUCUGUUGAGUUCAGUGAAGAACUACAUUAACCUGCAGAGCAGAGAUCUGGACUCUGUUCACUGUGCGGCCCUGCGCUUCACACUGCAGCGCUGCACUGCAGCUUCACUCAAUCUACGGUGGACCUCCAUACCAGAGGAAGAGCUGCAGAGCAUUCUACCUCUCUUCACACAUCUCUCCCACCUCAGGUCUCACUGCUUUUCUCUCUAG